CCGGCCCAGUGCGGAUCGCGUGUCGAAGUGUGUCCGCGUGAGCGUCUGCGAGUGUCGAGUGUCUUGUGAGGCGCGCGUGCGUGUCAGCCAUGGCUGCCGUCCGCUGACGGCCGCCGCUGUAUGGAUAUCCUGGCCUAUAUGGAACACCAUGAUGCCAGCCGCACCGGCUCGCUGAAGCGCAGCAGCAGCUUCAAGAAGCUCCUCAAGCUACCCAUAUGGGGUUCCAGCUCAGGCGAGCGCCCGGCUGGCGGCGCGGGCCGGCGACCGGACCCCGUGCGAGAGAGCGAGGAGCGGGCAGACGCGGCGGCGGCAGCGGCGGCGGCCGUGGCCACGGGCGGCACCACCGUGGCCGGGGGUGGCGGGGGCGCGCCCCACCAGCGGCACUCCCACCACGAGGACGACGACGGCCGCCUGCACCACGACCUCACGCAACAUGCUCCCCGGAAACCGUCCAACACGACCAUCAACAGGUCGGAGAGCUACAAAGAACGCGUUCAGAAGAGGCAGCUGCGAGAGCGGCGGAAAACGAGUGAUCCGAACCUCUCGAAGACCAAUGAUGUGGAGGUUGAAAGUCAGGGUCUUUCGUACAAUAACUCGGGAAGUUCCUCAAAUUCCAGUCUUUCAACAAGCAUAUUGGAACGUAUGGACGUGUGCAGGAGUCUGGACAGCCCGAGCAACUCGCUGGAGGCAGUGUCCGGUGGUCAGGCGAGCGAUACUCUGACUCUGACUCCACCUGCACCUUGUUCGGACAGUGGCAGCUCUGCUCCCCUGGAUAGCGACCUGGAAGCAGAACCUGAUCCCCCUGAUUGGAUGCAAGGAGUUGAGGAAGAAGUGCUGCAAAACCUUUCACCAAGGGAGAAGAAAAGACAAGAGGUUAUAAAUGAGCUGUUCCAUACAGAAAGAUCUCAUGUUAGAAAUUUAAAGGUGCUAAAUCAAGUAUUUUUUCGUCCUAUGCUUGAAAAUCAAAUUCUCCCACCUGACCAAAUACAACUUCUAUUUUCAAAUUUGGAAGAGGUGCUAGAAAUCCAUAGUCAAUUCAACAAUGGUAUGAAAAGAAAACGUUCUGAGAGCCCAGUUGUUGGAGAGUUGGCGGAUCUUCUUCUUAGUAUGUUUGAUGGCCCUUCGGGGGAGAACUUCCAGAGAGCUGUGGCAAAGUUUUGUGCUCGGCAACAAAUUGCCCUUGAAUCGUUGAAGGAAAGGCGGCGGAAAGACAGCAAACUCAACAGCUUCCUUAUGGAUGCAGAGGGAAAUCCCUUGUGCAGGAGGCUACAACUAAAGGACAUCAUUCCUACAGCAAUGCAGAGGCUCACAAAGUAUCCUCUGCUUUUUGAGAGUCUGGCAAAGUACACAUCAGAAAGUUCUGAUGAAGUUUCAGGAGUCCAGCGUGCAGUUGAAAGAAGUAAAGAAAUUCUGAACCAUGUAAACCACGCUGUGCGUGAGGCUGAGGAUAACCAGAGGUUAUUAGAUAUACAGAAAAGGUUAGACAAAUCAGGUUUUGAGAAAGUCGAUCACCCAAUGGCUGGAGAGUUCAAGAACUUGGACCUGACAAAACAUAAACUUAUUUAUGAAGGCCCUCUUAACUGGAGGAUCAGUAAUCGCCAGAAGCUGAUAGACCUCCAUGUGCUGCUGUUGGAUGAUGUUAUAAUUCUCCUGCAGAAGCAGGAUGAAAAGUACUGCCUCAAAUUCUACAACACAAUAACUAGUGGCAGCAGUGAACGAAUGCCCACUCUCAGCCCAGUCAUCAAGGUCUCAACAGUGCUCGUCAGGCACAAUGCUGUCGAUCAAAAUGCUCUGUACCUGGUAAAUACUUCACAUAAUGGAGCGCAGAUUUAUGAGCUGGUGGCGGCAACACCUAAUGAGAAGAAGACGUGGUUCAGACACAUAUCUGAGGCAGCGGAGGCGUAUAAGACGAGGGAUGGCAAGGGGCGCCGACCCGAGCCACCACCAGCUGCUUCCAGUGGGCCACCUGAUGCAGAAGGUGCUGAUGCAACCAAAGAAAAUGAUGAAAGCUUGUCAGAUAGUACUAAAGAUGCAGAAGCUGUUGGUCAGUCAGCAACUGCAGCCACUUCCACUAGUGAAUCGGAAGGUGCCACAGCAGCGGCUCCAACCCAGCAGCCUGCUGGUGCACAAGCUGCGUCACCUUCUGCAUCGCCCGGUGCAGAACUGGACCCACAAGCUGCCCUCUCCAGGAAGAUGGGCGAGCGUGGGCCCUCCCCGACUCCAGGUCCGGCCCCUACCAUGUCUCCAUCACCUGGAGCCAUGCGUCGGCGGCAUGAACCGGUACGUCUGACAACAGAGGAGAGCCCACUGGUGCAGCCAUGUGAGGUCAUCGUCUCUCACCGACCAGUCUUAACAGCUGAACCUGUCAUCAUGCCCAUAGAGAAGCUACGCCGGAAGGAUGAAGAAAUCAGAUUAGCACUAGAUGAGAAACGGCAUUUGGUAGCUGACAUUCUCAAUAUUCCAAAAGAGGAGUUUGACCACAUAGCUGAAAUGGCUGCAGAACCUGCUGCUCACAAAGAGGGUGCUGAACUAGCACUCGCUGCCAUAGCUCAAGUAAAUCAGCUGACAACAGCACUUAAUGAAGCAUUGCGAGUAACAGAGGAUGAAGUUGUGCGUCGGAGUGGCCGCAUUCCCACAAUUGCUGCACACAGUGUCCAGGGGCCCGCCACUUCCCUCAGCUCUCUACUUACGCAGAUACUUAAAUUGGUGAAGGAGCAGGAAGAGGAGAAAGAGAGAUUGAGGAGGGAACUACAGAGGUUACGAGAACAAGUGCACGUUAUGCACGAAGCUCGACGACGUAAACACAACCACCCAAAUGGAUCGAACAAUCCUGGCAACAUUUUGGUACCAUUAUCACAGCCUGAGAGCUGUGUAACAGUUAGCAGUCACAGCGAGGAUGAUACUGGUUGUCAAAGAUUGGAUAUCAAAGAUGAAUGUGAUGGAGAACCAAGAACAACUUCAAUUGAGCCGAUUGAUGACCCAGCAAGUGAUUUAAGUUCUGAGGUGUUUGUUGACGCACUAUCUGGAGAGGCAGAGAGCCAACUAGAAGCAGAGGCUGUUGUGGAGACAACAGCGGAGGCCACUGCUCUGGAACUAGAGCCCUAUGUGGAACGCCCUCCUGUGAUAUGAAGCGGAUUGAUUGUCGUGUGUGUGGCAAAUCUGGGAGUAUGUGCUUCCCUAGGCACUUGCAUUUGCAGUGAUACUGGAUAAAUGUACAACUACUCGUGGACAUUGUCUGCAAGGGUUAUAAAAUGACACGUGCUGAUAUUAAAACAGAGCUUAAAAUAUUUUAAUGUAAGUUGAACAUGUUUUGUUCUGUUACCACUGUGAGCUUGUUAAGUUUCUAUGCUGUAAGUGACAGAAUUACACUGGUUCAUAAUAUAACAGCACAGUUAUUAUACUAUGGUAGAGUUAUAAUUUUGUAAAGCAGAGAAACUGAAAAAGAUUUCUGUGCAUUCACGCAGACUGUAGCAUGUCAUUAUUGUCCACUACCUCAGAGAUAUAAGCUGUUUAUGCAGCAUACAGAUUUCACUUUAGGUGUGGAAUCCAGAACUUUCGUUAAUGUAAUUUCUUCUCUGCUCGCAGCCAGACAAGACUGCUGUUAUUUUCUGGGACAGUCUUAUUCUUACAAUGUCUACAUCGUUUCAUAACAUGGAAGAUGCAAAUUAUGAAAUGUGUUGAUUCAAGAUAAUGUGUGAAACACUGUCAAUGACAGGGGUUUAAGGAGUAGGGUAGUGAGAACCCAGAUGUAUUUUUAUUCAUGUUUGUGAUAAAGUUCUAUCUGUAACUUCCACUGUGAUUGCUGCACACUGAAAAAGAGGAGAGAAAUCCGAAAUCACAUACUAAAAACAAAAAGUGUUAAAGUUUCCUGCAGUGGAAGUCUAAACUGUAGACUAAGGGAGAACAGACAGUAUGCCUGACACUAUAUUCGGCCUAGUAGAAUUGUGAUGGUUAGUUGGUACAAGAAAUUUGUGGAAUAUACAGUAUAUUUGUAUGUGUUGAAUUUGUUCAAUACUGUCAACUCCAUUGUGAAUAUUUUACCUACUUUCAGCUUCCCAUUCCAAAAACUAAAUGGGCAUGUAAUUUAUUAUUGUAUUAUAUAUGAAAGUGAUAAGCAUAUAAUUUAAGAUGUUAAACAUUUGGUUAUUUAUAUGAAAAUAUUAGCUAUUUUUAGUUUAUGGGAAUUAUUUGUCCUUAAGAGUGAAAUGCUGUACAGUAUUCUGGUGCAAUAGAAUCUUUGUCAUUAAAACAAAAGUGUAGUCAAUCAAAAUGAAUUUCUCCUGUUUCACAUAAACAAUUUUUGUUCGUUGCUACUCUGUAAAACAUGAAAAAUUUCUACUUACUGUGGCCUAUGCCUUGCUUUAAUUUCAUAUUAUAUUGCAACAUUUACAAAACAGCUGGAAGUAUCCCACAAAGCUCCAUUGUUAAAUUUACAAUAAUGUUGAGUGAGCCAUGUAGAACAUAACCACUAAAAUUUUUCAUUGUUGGAAAAUUGCUACCUGCUGUUGGAAAAAUAACAUUUUCUACAUGUAAAUUAUUCUGGAAAUUUACAUAUUAUCAUUGCUUGCCAGUGGAAAUCAGUUAUGUACACACUACAGCAUUUUUAGAGGUUGUAAAAUUACAUUGUCCCAAGUACUAACAAAACCUACGGAUCAGAAUAGUGUCAUUAUUCCAAUAUCCAGAUUGAUUGUACGAGCAAUGGAUUUGUUAAGUCGUUUUCUUAAUAAGCAUCAAAAUUUCAUAAUAAAAGCAAGUAACUUAUAAAAAGUGGAAACUGGUGCACUCAGCUUACGGUACUAGUUUUUUAAGAUUAUUUUUGUACAAGAUACAUGUAAGUUUUUAUAUUUUCAUAUGAGUCAAUUCCUUGCAAAAGUUCAAACAAAAAAGUAGAAGCUGACAUAGCUGAUAGUGUGACAUUCAGAAAAUUUGUAGACCAAUUAUAUUUUAUUUUGAAAUUCGAAAUAUCUGUGCUCUUUGUUGCAUUACUGUUGUACCAAAUGAUGUGACUUCCAGAAAUGUUAAAAUGGCAUUUAAUUAACAAAGAAACAUUUAAACCAGCACAAGACCAUAUAUAUCGUGUAUCAAACCGUAAUUUUCUUGAGUAUUAUAAAUGCAGAUACAAAGCCACCACUGUGUGCAAAGGAUGAAUUUCCAGGUUGUGCUGCAUUUGCUAAUAAUGCUACAGCAAGUACUUCUAUGGUUUCAUACUAUAUGAAUUACCAGACAAAUAAUCGAGAACAAUGGAUUUUUCCCUACUUGUAACAUUAACUGCCUAGUUUGAAUGUCAGCAUUGCUUACUAUUGAUCAGCCAAAUUUUUGCCAAGAUGCCUUGCAGAUGUAAUAAGGAAAAAAAUUGUUUUUGUACUAGAUACUAGUCAAUCUGGAAGUUUGUUCCAGAUACCUAACUACAAUUAUGUUUCACAGAAGUGGAUCAUGAACACAUCCCUGUUUGGUAUUGAAAAUGCUUUGGGACAUGUGAAAUCUGAAAUGAAAAGUUGUGAAAUAGUCUGAGCUACUGUUUUCUCGUGUUUACAGAGGGGGAAAGUUUGUGAAACACAUUGUGGUAUCUUUUUAAUAUUUUGCUUUACAUGAAUAAUUUAAUUUUGCAGUCAGGGACCAUGGAAUUAUGUGAACAGUGACUAAACUAUCCAGUCAGUCUCGUGUGUUGAGAAGUGCAAAUGUAUAAGCAAGUGUUGCUUUUAAACAAAGUUGUAUUUAUUUUAUUGAGCUUCAUGUGAUAAAUACUUCCUAUUUAAUUUUAAUAUAGAACAGUCUCUAGCAGUUGAUUGAAAAGUUUCCUCCCCAUAAAACUGUGUAAUGUUAUAUUUGUGUACAGAAAUGCAGUUGUGUAAUCUGUCUUUAGUUGUUUUGUAUAUUUCUGUUUAGUCAGUUGUUAAAAGUAACUGCACAUUGUUACCACAGCAAAAUAAAUAAUGUAUGUUGUAUUUUAAGGAAAACUUAGAAACCCGUAACAUUUAGUGUUGUCUCAUUAUACAGGACAAGAAAAACAGGAAUCCAUGCAGCAACUAAAUAUUAACUAAAUCUUAAAUGCAGUAAUAUAAAUCAAAUACCCUCAUUAUGUUAUAUUCUAGUAAAAAGUGUACAUAAGAGAAACAAAAUAAAAUAUAUUGCUACAUCUGAA
Molecule: messenger RNA, 6142 nt
Organism: Schistocerca nitens (vagrant locust)
Lineage: Eukaryota; Metazoa; Arthropoda; Insecta; Orthoptera; Acrididae
Product: rho guanine nucleotide exchange factor 11-like
Exons: 19
Coding region: 121-3129 (1002 amino acids)
Biological process (GO): G protein-coupled receptor signaling pathway
Cellular component (GO): cytoplasm
Molecular function (GO): guanyl-nucleotide exchange factor activity; G protein-coupled receptor binding
Source: RefSeq, a predicted model, not a curated record